GAUAUUCCACGAAUGCCUGAAAUUCCACAUAUCCCUAAGUGAGUUAGAGACGCGAACGUUAUGGUUGACAGUUUGGCAUUCCGACAUGUUCGGAAGAAACGAUUCCUCGGAGAGGUCAUGAUGACUUUAGAAAAUAAAGUUUUCGAUGAUCCUACUCCUAGGUGGUAUCAGUUACAAGCAAGGACGGAACCUUUUGAAGACGUCCAGUCGUACAAGGGUGAUAUAAUAGUAUGUUUGAAGUUUAUUCCACCAGACAUGACAAGCCACAAGAAGAAGAGGUCUAGAGGAGCCUUACAUGUUCUGGUCAAAGAAGCCAAAUCGCUAACGGGAGUCAAAGCCAACGGCACUUCUGAUCCCUUCUGCAAAAGUUACCUGCUGCCUGACAAAGGUCGAAGCUCCAAGCAGAAAACUCCAAUGGCUCGUAGGACGGUGAAUCCUGUAUGGAACCACACGUUCGUGUAUGAUGACGUCACGUUACAGGAGUUAGCAGAACGUUGUUUAGAACUCACAGUUUGGGACCAUGACAGAUUGGGCAGCAAUGAGUUUUUGGGCGGAGUCAGAUUCUCUUUGGGAACAGGCAAACACUAUGGCAAACACGUAGAUUGGAUGGACGCCUCUGGGAAAGAACUAAGUCUCUGGAAGAGCAUGCUAGAGAGGCCCAACUUCUGGGUGGAAGGAUGCCUUCAACUUCGACCGAGUCUUGACAGCCGAGUAUCCUAAUACUCACUCAGUCAAAAUCAAAUGUGUCCACAGUUUGCUCAAAAUAAUAUUCGACCAGCAGGUCUUACAAAUUUGUAAUUUGUAUAAUAAUGUUAAAAAUGACCUUCGUGUUGAUGUGAAGUCAUCAAUAUAUUCUAAAGAAAUCCUGUAUAAACUUAUAAUCAAACCAUAUUUGUGUUGUAUAUAAAAAUGUCUUCCAAAAUAUUCAGUUUUUCAAUAUUAAUAGAUAAGUCUGUUGGCUAAAUAUCGAAAUGUUUUUUACUAACUGUGGACACCUUGUAGACUUAUACAGAGGGAGUCUCCUUAUAUUUUGACCAGACAUUUUUUCAAUGUAAAUGUAUAUUGUGAGGUUAUGUCCACUUGUUGAUUCAUCUAUCACAAAUUGAGAAAUAAAAAACGUUGUUCCCAGCUCUAUUAAAAGGUGAAAUAUAUAGAAACAUCCUGUGUAUGUUUGUUCAUGAUUAUAUAUUGAAUGUAUGUAAUGUUGCGAUUCAUGAUUUUUUUUAAAUAUUGUUAGUAUGUUGAUGAACUGAUAUAUUUUCUUAUAAUAGUAAUGAUAAUAAAU
Messenger RNA from Acanthoscelides obtectus, 1285 nucleotides. Lineage: Eukaryota; Metazoa; Arthropoda; Insecta; Coleoptera; Chrysomelidae. The record is from the annotation of a GenBank genome assembly.